CUCCCCCUCUCUCUCUCUCGUUCUUCUCCUUCCUUAGGCGUGGAAUUUGGCUUUGAUUACUUUCUCUCUCUAAAACCAUCAAGCACUCAGCAACACUACCCCCAUGUCUCCAUCCUUUCUUCUUAUUUCCUUCACACCAGAGCGCUUUAACACACUCCUUGACCUUGCUCGGGCAAAAAUGGCCAUGCCAUUCUUCUUUUGCAUAAUCAUUCGUACCUAUCUCUCCCUUUAGUCUCUCUUUCUCUCUCUCCUCUUCUUUGUUUCAUGAUUCUCACAGAGUACUCCAACCCCAUUAAAUCCCUUUUGCAUCAGUACUAUUUGAAGCAGACAAGAAAGGCCAAGUAAUUGAUAGCCUCCAUUUCACAGUCCCCUGUUUCUCUGCUGCUUCUCUUUCCUCACUCCUUCACUUUCAUCGCUUUGGCUUCUUCUUCUCUAAAAAGAAACAAGAUCACCAAUGGAGAAAUGGGAUCGUCAUAAACGGCACAACAGAGAAAACCCAUCUUUCUCUUCCACUCUUCUCGACUCAAUUUACAGAUCCAUUGAAGCAGAGGAGAAGCAACAAGACCACCUCGUGUUUUACAGAGACAAGAGCGUGAUGAGGAAGCAGAAACAGAGCAGCAACGUCACCACCAACAGCCUCAAGAACUUCUUCGAUGACGCCGAUGUCGGAGAAACUAAGAAACCACCCAAUUUCGUCGGAAUUCUUUGACGGAGUUCGAUCGAAGAAGAAGUCAGAGUCCUGGUACAAAAUGCAGAAACCGAAGCCGAUUCGAACCAGUAUUUCUUCAUCGGUUCGGCCUCAAAGUUCAAGCUCUGAAGUUCCUAACAACUUCAGGACCCAUUCUGAUCAAACCCAGAAGCCGAAUAGCGAGAAAAACAGUUCCGGGAAAGCAAAGUCCAAAGCUUUGAAGAUCUUGUAUGGCGACUUGAAGAAAGCGAAGCAACCCAUCUCUCCAGGUGCGAGACUCGCCAGCUUUCUCCAUUCUCUCUUCAAUUCGAGUGGGAAUACAAAAAAGACAAAAUCAUCGACCGUGUCGAAUUCUCACGAACCCAAGGUACCACAACCUUCGACUUGUUCUUCGGCUUCUUCGUUCUCGAGGUCAUGCUUGAGCAAAACCCCAUCAUCCAGAUCUGGGACUAAGAGAUCAGUGAGGUUUUGCCCUGUUAGUGUGAUAGUGGAUGAAGAUUGCAGGCCAUGCGGGCAAAAGAACAUUCUGCGAGAAGAUGAUCAAGAGAAGAAGAGAAAUCACAAUAAUGAGGAGCUAAGGUUCCAUGUGAUGAAGGAGAGUCGAAGAGUGGAAGAGUUUGCGAGAGAGUUAUUAUUGAAGACGAAGAUCAUGAAGAAGAAAGAACAGGAAUUUGACAUGAAGUAUGGGGCUGGAGACGACGACGAAGAAGAGGACGAUGAUGGAGUUAGUUGUUCAAGUUCUGAUCUUUUUGAAUUGGAUAAUCUGUCCUCUAUUGGGAUUCGAAGGUAUAGAGAGGAAUUGCCAGUGUACGAAACCACUCAUUUCGAUACUAAUCGAGCCAUUGCCAACGGCUUCAUUAUGUAAUUUUGAAAACUAGAAUAUAUAUUAACUCUCUAAUUAGAAUGUUAAUCGUGUGGGGGCUUUACAGUUCUGAUCAUAAUAAGAUCUCUCUUUUGGUA
Messenger RNA from Prosopis cineraria, 1648 nucleotides. Its product is annotated as protein BIG GRAIN 1-like B. The record is from RefSeq and is a predicted model, not a curated record. Gene Ontology annotation, biological process: auxin-activated signaling pathway. The transcript is spliced from 2 exons. Lineage: Eukaryota; Viridiplantae; Streptophyta; Magnoliopsida; Fabales; Fabaceae. The coding region runs from base 654 to 1553 and encodes 299 amino acids.